UAUUUAUUUAACGGUUUGUGGUACUGUAGAAAUGAAGGUUCAGGUGAUUUUUAUUUUAGCCUUAUCUCUCAAUAUGGUGGUGAAUAAAGUGAUUUUGGUUGGAGGCGACUGUAAGCUCGACUGUUUAAAACGUUAUCUUAUGUGUGAUGAUCGAUGCAAACGAAUGCCUUUCCGUGAAGAGACAUGCUACUUAGAAUGCAAGAACACAUUAUCAGAAUGUCUGGAUAAACCAUGUGCGAAAUUUGCUGAGGACUAUUAUGAAAGAUACAGUUAAUUAGCUGUCAUUAUUUCUUCUAGAAAAAAUAUAGAUUCGUUCACUUUUGUAUAUUUACGCUAACUCAGUGGUAAAAAGAUCCGCUUCACUAUAUACAGCUAAAUAUUUUACCUUAUCAAAUAAAGUCGAAGAAUAAGUGAAAUAUUUGAUGUAUUUUUUUACUUUGCUUAUUGAAAAGGAAUAAGUAUUUUUGCUUUGGCCAGUAAGAGUGAAUAAUAUAAAAUCAUUUACAUUGAUUUCAUCGAAUCUCUGGUAACAGGUAUAAACAGUCUAGGAAAGGAAUCAGUAAAUAACUACUCAACUUGAUUGAAAAUUACCGAGUUAUUGUGCACCAAUGCUCAGAACAAGGAAUAAGCAUCGAAAAUAUUAAUAGUUCAAAUCAGAGCUUUAAAAAAAACUAGCUUUCAUUUUAAUACCAUAUCAAAAAUACAAGAAAUGUAGAAUUUCCUGUUUGGCAACAGUAUGUGUUUCCUGCGAUAAACAUAAACCACCGAAAGAAAAAGUAUAAACUACGCGUAAACGCCAAUUAUUUUUAAAAUUUCCCCCACAGUGGAACCCUGAUGAUAAGCGACUGAUAUUACUUCAGUGAUAAUGUUAAAGAUAAAUUCAAACUUUCUUGGCUAAUUAUUGCAUUCCCAACAUUUUGGACGAUUACAAAUCAAACGAUCGGUGAUUUUAAACGUAUAGGGUCUGUUCAAGUUCAUAUUACAGUCUACGCAGUAAGUGUUUAGUUGAAUAAGAAUCAUCGGCGAGACUCUAAUUUAUGGACG
Schistosoma bovis is the source of this 1044-nucleotide messenger RNA. NCBI's taxonomy places the organism in Eukaryota, Metazoa, Platyhelminthes, Trematoda, Strigeidida, Schistosomatidae. The record is from the annotation of a GenBank genome assembly.